AUGCCGAGUGCUCCCUGCAGAGGGGCAGCAGCAACUUCAUCACCAGUACCUUCGCAAGAAGCCGCAGCAGACGCUGCUGCAGCUACUGCAGGUGGCACAGCGGUAGCAACACUUUUGGGCGUUCAAUCGCAGCAGUGUAAGAGAGCAUUGCUCACGAGAAAGGCAAACCAGAGCAGCUCAACCGGCAAAGCGGCUCCAAUAUCGGCCAAGGCUCUCAGACAAUUCUUUGGCCUUAAGCCUGCACAGGGCAGCGGGACCCUUACUACAUCAGUGUCACCGCCGCAGGGAGCUCCUCUUGUUGGAGCAAGACAAAAAGGCGAGCAAUGCGCAGCAGAAAAGCUGAAUAGCCUCCCUGAUGACUUCUCAAGAGUAUCACAAGGAGCAGCAAAGGGAUCAGACGCUCUAUCGGCAGAUGCUGCAACCGUUGACUCAACGGCGAAGAUUUGUGGAGCAGCAGCUUCAGCAGGUGAAUCACCAUCUCUCAACGUAGAACUGCCCUGUUUGAGGCCGCAGCCGGCAAGCUCAGUAAUUGAACAGUGCCAAAUGGCAAUUUCUGCAGAGAAAUCGGCUGCCAACGUCUCGGUGCAAGUGCCCCCGAAAGCAGGGGAUCUGGCUCACAUUUUCAACUGGAGGCACAAACGUCGCAUCACCCCAUACAGCCUGAGUGGUACAGCAAGCGCCACUAACGAGGCGAAUCUUAAUAGCUCUGAGGGACAUAAGAAACUGCAACGGACAGGAAUCGCAGCGUCAGAAUCUUCUCCUGACAGCUUUUGUGCUGGCAUUAUACCCAAUGCGUGUGGAAGCAGCGGUGUGGACACCAUCAAGCAGGAACGAACAGGAUCGUCACGCACUUUGCAGGCGGACGCAGUGCCGAGAAAAGUAACAGCAGUCCGAGAACUGGAGCCUACAGCAGCAUCCGCAACUACUCCCCAUGCAGGUUGCAUGAUCUGGGGUUCUGGUAGAGAGAAUUCUGCCAAGGCCCCUACAGCUUCAGCUCCAGCACCUACUGCAGGUCGCGAUUUUGGGUCCGCUUAUCCGGCUCGUCUUACACGACCCUGGGUAGAUUUGCCCGAGCCGUUGAUACUCCAUGUCCUUGACUAUGGCGGAAAGGAAUUUGCAACGACUUGCCGUCGCUUUGCUGGGGUUAUUCGCCGUCAGCGGAGGAUCUUGCGCUUUUCUGGGGACGCUUCGACCUCGCCAAGUUUGAGACUACUGGAGAUAACCGCAGGGGGAAGCCUGAGUGCAUCACAGAUAGAGCGUCUCUCGCGAGCCCGUAGCAACGCUCUCCCCCAGAAGCUACAAGUCUUGGUGAUGCGUCGGUGCAACAAACUUACAGACAAGAGCCUAAGGACACUUCUCCUGAGGCUUCGUGACCUGCGUUGUGUAGAUCUGCGUGACUCCUUCUCCUUGACUGAUGAAGCCCUGUCAACACUGGGUUUGCUGCCUCGGCUCGAACGGGUGGCCUUGGGGCUGACAGUUGGAGCUCGGGGAUGCUGCCGCCUUACUUGCCGAUCAAUCAAGGCCCUUCUGACACCGCAGCAGAAACAGUACCAGCAGCAGCAGGAACAUGCACAACCUCAGCACGAAGUUGAGGAGUGCAUAGCUCCAAUCAAAUUUUUAUCCCUUGCCCGAUGCAGCGAGAUGAAAGACUUCACCGUCCUGGCCAACGCGAAAAAGACGCUCGAGUUUCUUGAUCUGCGCGGGACAGCUAUUGAUGACUCGUCCGCCACUGUCUUUGCUUCUCUACACAAUCUGCAAGUCCUCGUUUUGGCAGACACUGCAGUAACCACGCUAACUGUAUCGGCUGUUGUGGAGGGCUGCCCCAAGCUGCAGAUGCUGGAUCUUUCUUGCACUGGCCCUGUUUCUCGCGACUGUCUCUUUCGCCUGGCAUUUUCUCUCCAGUCGCUUACGCGCCUUAAAUUAAGCCACACGGCGGCUAUCGAUGAUAGUUUGCUGGUGCACUUGCUGGCUGAGCUGCCUCUCCUUCGUUUUCUUGACGUUUCGCAUUGUUGGAGGGUCACUUCCGCCUUUUGUGAUUCUGGCUUCACUGUUGCUUCAGGGAAGCAGCUGAGGCGACUAGGGUUAUUUGGAUGUAAUGUGGAGAGACAGAGGGUCGAGGCAGCCCUUGUCCUUGCGGGCGCCACCAACGCUCGGUUGUCACUUCACAAUGAGAUGGCUCUAUUUGAAAUGCCCCGAGUGUAUGCCACAAUGAAGGACUUGGACAUUUAA
Messenger RNA from Eimeria necatrix, 2229 nucleotides. RefSeq names its product Chromosome II, complete genome, related. The record is from RefSeq and is a predicted model, not a curated record. The transcript has 9 exons. Lineage: Eukaryota; Apicomplexa; Conoidasida; Eucoccidiorida; Eimeriidae. Bases 1 to 2229 code for a protein of 742 amino acids. Gene Ontology annotation, biological process: SCF-dependent proteasomal ubiquitin-dependent protein catabolic process. Gene Ontology annotation, cellular component: SCF ubiquitin ligase complex.